AUGUUUGUCUGGAAUAACAGUAAUGCUUCAGAGACCAUAUUUAUCCUGAAAGGUUUCCCUGGCCUAGAGUCUGUUCAGUCUUGGCUCUCAGUCCCUUUCUGCCUUGCCUAUUUGGUCGCACUCAUUGGUAACAUAACCAUUCUGUCUGUCAUCUGGGAAGAAUCCUCUCUUCAUCAGCCUAUGUACUACUUCCUGUCCAUCUUGGCACUGACUGACCUGGGUAUGUCCAUGUCCACACUUCCCACAAUGCUGACUGUCCUAUGGUUGGAUGCCCGAGAGAUCCGCGCUACUGCUUGCUACGCCCAGCUGUUCUUCAUCCACACGUUCACAUUUCUGGAGUCCUCGGUGCUUCUGGCAAUGGCCUUUGACCGUUUUGUUGCAAUCUGCCGUCCACUGCACUAUUCCACCAUGCUCACCGACAGCGUGAUUGGCAAGAUUGGUUUGGCCUGCUUGCUUCGAAGCAUGGGGGUCGUUCUGCCUACACCUUUGCUCCUGAGACGCUAUCGUUACUGCCGCGUCAAUGCCCUCUCCCACGCGUUCUGCUUGCACCAAGAUGUUCUGAGGUUAUCCUGCUCCAGUGCCCGGAUCAACAGCAUUUAUGGACUGUGUGUAGUUAUUGCCACACUGGGUGUGGAUUCAGUCUUCAUCCUUAUCUCCUACUCUCUUAUUCUGAAUGCGGUGCUGAGUAUCGCUUCUCCUGAAGAGCGACUAAAAGCCCUCAACACUUGUGUCUCUCACGUCUGUGUGGUGCUCAUCUUCUUUGUGCCAGUGAUUGGGGUGUCAAUGGUCCAUCGCUUUGGGAAGCAUCUCUCUCCCGUAGUCCAUGUCCUCAUGGCUGAUAUCUACCUGCUUCUUCCUCCCGUGCUUAACCCUGUUGUCUACAGUGUAAGAACAAAGCAGAUUCGUCUAGGAAUUCUCCGCAAGUUUAGGCUAAGCAGGAGGUUUUAA
This is a messenger RNA of Nannospalax galili (Upper Galilee mountains blind mole rat), 948 nucleotides long. RefSeq names its product olfactory receptor 51L1. The coding region runs from base 1 to 948 and encodes 315 amino acids. Gene Ontology annotation, biological process: G protein-coupled receptor signaling pathway. Lineage: Eukaryota; Metazoa; Chordata; Mammalia; Rodentia; Spalacidae. Gene Ontology annotation, cellular component: membrane. Gene Ontology annotation, molecular function: G protein-coupled receptor activity; olfactory receptor activity. The transcript has a single exon. The record is from RefSeq and is a predicted model, not a curated record.